Linum tenue is the source of this 291-nucleotide messenger RNA. The record is from the annotation of a GenBank genome assembly. NCBI's taxonomy places the organism in Eukaryota, Viridiplantae, Streptophyta, Magnoliopsida, Malpighiales, Linaceae.
GUCCACUCACUAUUCGCCAUUUCAGCAGCAGAAGAGAGCCCUGCCCUGAUUCUUCUUCUCCGACGCGCGUGCUUUCUCAGUCGUCACCUCUCCGAAAUGCACUUCUCGAGGGUUUUGUUGGCCCGGCGCACGGUGUUGCAGCGGUCUCGGUCUCCACUGUCAGCUGCGGCGAAAGGCGGCAAAACGGACUGUGGAGCAACUCACCACCGCCACUGGGUGGGCUGCCAGAGCGCGCACGGCGGUGGACCGUAUUCGCCUAAUGCUGGGGCCAUAUAUAUAUCUAUCUAUCUA